Molecule: messenger RNA, 2082 nt
Organism: Kwoniella shivajii
Lineage: Eukaryota; Fungi; Basidiomycota; Tremellomycetes; Tremellales; Cryptococcaceae
Exons: 11
Coding region: 1-2082 (693 amino acids)
Biological process (GO): trehalose catabolic process
Molecular function (GO): alpha,alpha-trehalase activity
Source: RefSeq, a predicted model, not a curated record
AUGACCGACUUUCAAGCAAACAAGGCAACUAAUCUUCUCUUCAUCGACCAUGACGUUCCCUCAUCAACAGCGGCUUCAGCAUCAACCACUCCCACCGACCCUUCUGUAGCGGAUCCGCUCGCCGCUAUGGGAGCUGGUAUCAAACCGCCCCCUCCUCAGACCAACGGUACUGUAAGCCCUCCUGUUCCUCCUCCUUUUUCAAGACUCGGCAAACUCGCCAAUGUCGAGACGAAACUACCUGAUGUACAUUCUGAGCCACAUGAAUACUAUGGAGGUGCGGAGGCUGGCGUCGCUGGAACCACUAAAAGACGUCCCCCUCAAAUGGGUGGUGAGAAUAUUUCCAGAAACCGACGAUUAUCUCAUGCCAGUUCCAAUGCUCACAAGACAUUUGACAUUCGAGGAACCUAUAUGCUCUCCAACCUCCUGCAAGAAUUAGCUCUCGCCCGAGACUAUGGCAGAAAACGUAUCGUGCUCGAUGAAGCUCGUCUUGCUGAAAACCCGGUCGAUCGACUCUCCCGAAUGAUCAAGAAUUCUUUCUGGAACGCUCUCACCAGACGAAUCGAUGCUGAAGGCCUCGAGGUUGCUUGCGCUGAUCCAAAGAAUCGAAGCCAACACUCCAAAGCUCGAAUCUACAUUCCACAUGGUGAAGAGGAGAUGGCUGCACACUACCGUGAAAUCUUGAAUGAUAAACCCGGUAUUUUGGCUUUGGCAAUGGAUCGCAAAGUCGACGCAAAUGGAAAGGUCAAGCUGGAAGCUCUUCCUUUCAUUGUACCUGGAGCACGGUUCAACGAGAAAUACGGAUGGGAUAGUUACCUGGCCCGAUCGCAACCACCGUUCCUCACCGAUCUCGCUCUACAAAUCUACAAUCAGCUCGACCGAUCUCAAAAGGAAGAGAACAAAUCAUGGUUGAAGCGAGUCAUUCAAGCUGCUAUCAAAGAAUACCACUCGUAUUGGAUGUCCACACCAUCAAUUGAUCCUAUUUCUGGACUUUCCCGAUACCGACCUGCUGGUCUUGGUAUCCCACCAGAAACCGAAGCUACCCACUUCACUCAUAUCCUGCAGCCAUUUGCUCAGAAACUUGGUAUCUCUGUCAACGAGUAUAUAGAGGGAUAUAAUAAUUUUAGCAUUCAAGAGCCUGAGCUUGACGAGUACUUCUUGCACGACCGAGGAUACGAAAUGGAUAUCGGCUCUGCGAUUGAAGUGGCUUUCGAUGGCGAACUGGAGCUGGAAGAAGAAUUCCCUCUCUCACCUUGGCCAGUCACUCCUGAAGCAUUCGAGCCUGGAGCCCACAGAGAUAUAUCAACGUCUGUCACACAGACGGCCGCACACUGGAAAGAGCGUGCAUACAAAAGGAUAGAGAUCAUGGACGAGUACUGUUGGAAUGAAGGGCAUGGCAUGUACUUUGACUACGACACUAAAGCGAAGAAACAAGCUCGAUACGAGUCUGUUACCACUCUUUGGCCAUUAUGGGCAGGAUGUGCUAGUGAGCACCAGGCGUUGAGACUUGUCAACUCCGCCCUUCCCAAAUUUGAAGUAGCGGGAGGUCUUGUAUCCGGUACAGAGGAAUCUCGAGGUAUAAUCUCGUUAGACAGGCCAAAUCGACAAUGGGAUUACCCAUAUGCUUGGCCACCUCAUCAAAUCAUGGCUUGGGUUGGUCUUGAGAGAUACGGUUUCCUCGAUGACGCUGCCCGAUUGGCUUAUCGAUGGAUAUAUAUGAUGACGCUUUCCUUUGUGGAUUUUAACGGUAUCGUCCCAGAGAAAUUCGAUGCUGUAGAGCUCAGUCACAUGGUUGAUGCGGAAUACUUACCUGUUGAUGUUUCAGCUGCCUACCAAAUCGGUCUGCAAUGUCUGUCUACCGGUAUGCGAAGAGCUGUUGCCAAUUGUGUCCCCCCUUGGGUAUUCUUCAAUCUGUCCGCGCCAGACUUCUCCUCUGCCCGUAAGCGAAGAGCUGAACGAGAAGCGCGAGAAGCAGAAGCUGCUGCUUCGGGCCAUGGUGGUGCCCCUAAACUUGAAGUUCACUUCGACCCUCCUUCUUUGGAGGAGGCAGUGGCUCAACUCAAGCUUGAACUCGGUCCCAAAUAA